UCGUCCCCCGCAUGCCAGAAACAUGAAUGUAUAAAGAUGAAAAUUUUGGGGUUUUUUAAUAUGUCGGGCCCCGUCCCCCCUAAAUUCGAUCCUGGCGACGCCCAUGGACCCACUGCACGGAAGUCCACGGUGCUCCGUCUCGGGACCGAGCGGAACAGGUCAGGCUAGGCGAUAGCGCUGAUCAGGCUGGCGUCAGUGGCGAGAGCGCGAAACCUCCCGCAGUCUCCUCUACCCUGGCGGUGUCUCAGCCGCCAAAGGCAGGCAAAGGUAAAACCACCCAUGCCCGCUCUACUAAACUGGCGUCGACACGUACACCCAAGGUAACACUUCCCAUGCCCGCCCAACCAACACUGGCAAGGGUCCACACUCGACUCGCCGCUUACAUGGGACGAAGUGGAUGAGGAAGAGUAACCAGCCGGACGACUCGAAAAAUUAAUAAUUGUAGUAAGGUGCAUCCAAAUAAACUUACAAACAUGCCAAAGGCGGCUUCAGCGGUCCUGGUACAGACGUUUUAUGAGGAUAACCUUGACAUCGCCUUUAUCCAGGAGCCGUACAUUUAUGGGAACCAGAUAACGGGACUACCAGAAUUUACCAAUAAGGACCAGAUUGCAGUGAAGGUGAACCUAUCUCUCGGAGAAAACACGCAAGAGCUAAACAUUUGCUCAGCGUACCUCCCCGGCAACUCCAGAGAUUACGAGUCUCUGCCACUACAGGGACUAGUGGACUAUUGUGGCAGACAGAAACUGCAACUCAUCGUGGGAUGUGACGCUAAUGCCCACAAUACCAUAUGGGGCAGCAGUAACAUAAAUCAAAGAGGUGAGUACUUACUUGAAUUUAUUAGCCUUAAUAGGUUAGAAAUUUUAAACGUAGGUAACUGCCCCACUUUCAGGAACAGUAUACGGGAAGAGGUUCUAGAUCUCACUCUAUCCUCUCCUUUUAUCACUAAUUUCGUCAACAAAUGGAAAGUGGCCAGAGAAAUUUCUUUAUCAGAUCACAUGCACAUCCGUUUUGAAAUUGAAAUCACAUUACCAACUGCUACCACCUACAGAAGACCAAGAACCACAGAUUGGAAUCUAUACGAUGCACUUCCGUAGGACGGUCUGAAAAGAUGCAAGCGAAAGGUAAAUGACUUAGUCGAUCUUAAACUUAGCUGCUCAGAUCUGACAUCAGCCAUUGUGAAUUUCUACUAUGAAUCCUGUCCAGAAGUCACUAGGCUUAACAACAGACAGACUCCAUGGUGGAAUAACAAAUUCGCCAAACUUAGGGCAAAUACCCGGAAGCUCUUUAACAGAGCUAAACGAACUGGUGAAUGGGAAACGUAUAAAAUUGCCCUCACCGAGUACAAUAAAGAGAUUAGAUGUGCUAAGAGGAACUCAUGGACUCUUUUCUGUACAAGGAUCAAGGACCUUACGGGAAGCGCAAGAAUCCACAGAGUCCUCGCAAAGACGCACACUAAUGAGUUAGGGCUCCUGAAAAGACCCGAUGGAUCCUUCGCGAACAACUUGCUAGCCGUGGUUCAUUUUCCUGACUGUUUGCCACUGAACACAACCAGAACAAUCCACACGCAGACUGGAAUAAAACGCCCACGCGCAGAGGAUUGGAGAAUCGCCAAAGGUCUGUUCGACGAGGAUAGAAUAAGAUGGGCUAUAUCUGCCUCAGCGCCUUUUAAAGCACCUGGAGCAGAUGGCAUUUUCCCAGCUCAUCUCCAAAAGGGACUGCCCCGCCACUACCCUUCCUGAUACCAAUUUUCAGAGCAUGUUUCGCGUGGGGUCCCUUCCACUACAAUGGCAGGAAGUGACGGUCCGCUACAUCCCAAAGGUGAGGGGAAAACCAGCAGACCAACCAAAGUCAUAUCUUCUACUACUCUAUUGUUACAGGCUUUCUUACUGCCCACUGUAGGGUAAUGAAACACUUGUCAAAUAUAGGAGUUGUCAACUCUGACCAGUGCAGGUUGUGUAAUGAAGAACAGGAAACAGCAGAGCACAUUAUGUGCCACUGUGAAGCCCUUACCAGAACCAGACUUCGCUUCCUAGGAUCACCGUACCUAGAAGCACACGACCUGAAUGGCAUUCAGCCAAAGGACCUCGCGAGGUCUCUUAACAGUACGUGGAUCAAAGAUGACCUGUAGUUGAAUAGAGGUUUGUUACAAUAGAUCGUUUCGGUCGCGGUAACUAGGUGACCUGUUCCCUCCUCUAAAUCUAAUCUAAUCUACUUUAUAUAUGUAUAUAUUUGAAAUGUAAUAGAAAUUCUUAAUUCGAAA
This is a messenger RNA of Rhagoletis pomonella (apple maggot), 2260 nucleotides long. RefSeq lists its product as uncharacterized. The coding region runs from base 474 to 1094 and encodes 206 amino acids. NCBI's taxonomy places the organism in Eukaryota, Metazoa, Arthropoda, Insecta, Diptera, Tephritidae. Gene Ontology annotation, molecular function: catalytic activity. The transcript is spliced from 2 exons. The record is from RefSeq and is a predicted model, not a curated record.